CUAAUUCCUAGUUACGGUAUAUUUGUAACUACCUCAACGCGAAACCCUAAAUCUGCGAAACCCUAAUCCUCCGUUCAUCCUCCGUUGCCGACAUCCUGCGUUGAACAGCUCCGUUCAUCCUCGAGACGCUAAGAAAUCGGAGUCCUCUCGGUGAAGCAGUAAGUGAUUGGUUUAUUGAACGCGAUUUUCACUGAUUUACGGAGCUAUUCGCUAGGGGAGAGUUUUUUUUUCCAUGGCCGAUGAUUACGAGGGCUCGGAGCGAUUCGGGAUGGAGAACGACUAUGAGGGCGGCGAGUGGAUUGGCGGCGAGUUCUACUACCGCAGCAAGAAGGAGCGCACCGUCCAGACACGCGAGGACGCCAUCUACGGCACCUUCGCCACCGCGUCCAGCGAUUCUAGCUCCGAUGGAGGAAGGCGCCGCUCGCGGAAGCGCAGGAAGGGAGACCUCAUCUCUAAGGCCGACCUCUCCAAGCCUGUCCAGUUUGUCUCCACCGGCACCGUCAUGCCCAGCCAGGAAGUCAAACGGGAUCCCCAGGAAGAAGGGGAUCGAUCUGCUGGCGUUCCCAAUUCUGGCCAGGGGCUGGGAUAUGGGCUAGGGUUUCAAUCCAACAGAAAGGAUAGCGUGGGGGAUGAGGAUGAUGAGGACCAGGAUAAUUUCCUCCCAACGGCCUUUGGGAGGAGGAUUAAAGAAGGUGCCCAGCGCCGUGAGAAGGAGAAGGAGUCUGAGAGAGGGAAAUCGAAGUUGGCCAAGAAGUCUUCUGGGAGAAGAGAUGCAUCUGGCGCCAGCGAGAUGGGGAAGUUUGAGGCACACACCAAGGGAAUUGGUUUGAAGCUGAUGAAGAUGAUGGGAUACAAGGAAGGGUCUGGAUUGGGGAAGAAUGAACAAGGCAUAGUCGCUCCGGUAGAAGCUAAACUCCGUCCAAAGAACAUGGGCAUGGGGUUCAACGACUACAAGGAGGCUAAAUUGCCUGUUUUGGAUGAAGCACCAAAGGAAAAGAUGGCUACUCCAGUGGCGGCAGGACCUUCAAAGGAAAAGAGGUGGUUAAAGCAGAAGAAAGGAAGAGCCAAAGCUGAGAUUUUGACGGCAGAUGAGUUGCUGGCUAAAAAGCAGGAACAAGGUAUUGAGGUUCAGAAGGUUCUUGAUAUGAGGGGACCACAAGUUAAGGUUUUGACUAGUCUGGAGAAUUUGAACAUGGAGACUGAGAUGAAAGAGAAUGAUGUGCCCAUGCCCGAGCUCCAGUACAAUGUUAAACUAAUUGUGGAUUCUACUGAGGUUGACAUACAAAAGCUAGACCAGCAAUUGAGAAGGGAGAGGGAGAAGGUGGUGAGCUUACAGGAGGAAAAGGACAAGAUUAUGAAAGAAGAGAUGAGGCAGAGGAAGCAACUUCAUGUUAUGGAGACAAUUGCAUUAGUCUUAGAAAAGGUCAAGGAGGAUAGCUUAUCAGGGGUGUUGACACUUGAUUCUCUAUUGACCACUUUCAAAGAUUUAAAAGAGAUGUUCAGAGAUGACUACAAGCUCUGCAAUAUUUCCUGUAUUGCUUGCUCAUUUGCAUAUCCUUUGCUUCUCCGGGUGUUUCAAGGAUGGGAACCAUUGCAGAAUCCAUUGCAUGGCAUGAAUCUUAUAUCUUCUUGGAGAGAUUUGUUGCAAGGAGAUCAGCCUUAUGAUUUUUCAGAAAACCUUUUUUCCACUUCUUCUUAUUCACAGCUUAUCAGUGAAGUUAUUCUUCCUGCUGUGAGGAUAUCUGGGACUAACACUUGGCAGGCUAGGGAUCCUGAACCAAUGCUUCGGUUUCUGGAAAUAUGGGAGAAGUUACUGCCACCAUCCGUUUUGCAGUCAAUUCUAGAAAAUGUGGUUAUGCCUAAGCUAACGACGGCUGUUGAUUCAUGGGAUCCACGACGAGAGACUGUCCCAAUUCAUGUUUGGGUUCACCCAUGGCUUCCAUUGCUAGGGCAGAGAUUGGAGAUGUUGUAUCAUACGAUCCGUUAUAAGCUAGGUAGUGUCCUCCAUGCUUGGCAUGCAAGUGAUGCCUCAGCAUAUGCCAUACUUUCUCCAUGGAAGGAUGUGUUUGAUGCAGCUAGUUGGGAGCAUCUGAUGGUACGCUAUAUUGUUCCUAAGUUGAGAAUCGCUCUUCAAGAGUUCCAGGUGAAUCCAGCUAAUCAGAAGUUAGACCAGUUCAAUUGGGUGAUGAUGUGGGCAUCUGCAAUCCCAAUCCACCAUAUGGUUCACAUGCUGGAGGUUGAUUUUUUCAGCAAGUGGCAGCAAGUUUUAUACCAUUGGUUGUGCUCACGUCCUAAUUUCAAUGAGGUUAUGCAGUGGUAUAUGGGCUGGAAGGGUCUCUUCCCUGCAGAAUUACUUGCCAAUGAGAGGAUUCGAGUGCUUCUAAGUUCAGGUUUGGAUAUGAUGAACCAGGCUGUAGAAGGCAUGGAAGUGGUUCAACCUGGUGCUAGAGAGAACGUCAGCUAUCUGAGAGCUACAGAAAAGAGACAGUUAGAAGCACAGCAACAGGCUCCAGCUUAUUCCUCAGUCCAUGUCAAUGGUGUUGGUGGUGUUCAUGAAAUGAGCUUCAAGGAAUCCAUUGAAGCUUAUGCAAUGGAGCAAGGCUUGCUGUUCAUACCAAAAGUCGGUAGAUAUUACAAUGGUCUUCCAGUGUAUGGAUUUGGUAACAUAAGCAUUUGCAUAGAUUCAGUUAAGAAACUGCUAUAUGCCCAAGUCCAUGAUGGCCAUGAACGCUGGAGUGCUGUGUCACUCACACAGUUACUGGAGAUGCACCAGAACACCUCACGACAUUGAACAUUGACCUCCUGAUGCUUUAGUGGCUAUUGAUACAAGGGUUGGUUGGUGUUGAGGGAGAGAACAUGCAAUUUGAGAAAGAAUGCCCCAAAUCUAGGACCAUCCUGGUGACUGGUCGACUUUUUUUUUUUCUACUACAAAGUUAAAUGAUGUCCAUAUUGUAAGAAACACGCCGGCGGCAAUCAUAUAUGCAGAUCCUUUCGGAUACCAUACCAUAUACAUUUACUUGUUCAUGCUUUACUCCUUGGAGAGUGUAUUCAUGUAAUGCCGGCGAUGGUGUUUGGAUUUUGUUGCCGUGAUAGUUUAAGUCAGAUUUCAUGUGCUAA
Zingiber officinale is the source of this 3117-nucleotide messenger RNA. Its product is annotated as septin and tuftelin-interacting protein 1 homolog 1-like. Bases 233 to 2791 code for a protein of 852 amino acids. Gene Ontology annotation, cellular component: U2-type post-mRNA release spliceosomal complex. Gene Ontology annotation, molecular function: nucleic acid binding. The record is from RefSeq and is a predicted model, not a curated record. Gene Ontology annotation, biological process: spliceosomal complex disassembly. Lineage: Eukaryota; Viridiplantae; Streptophyta; Magnoliopsida; Zingiberales; Zingiberaceae. The transcript is spliced from 2 exons.